CACUCUAACACUACAAUAAAUGGCAACUGAGAAAAACUCCAAUGGCUAUGAAGGGUUGCUACCUUUAUGCUUGAGAUGGUUAAAGCCCAUAUUUGCAAAACUCUCGAACAAGGCGGUCAAGCUAGCAACAAUGACGAAGAAGCUAGCGAAAGACGACUCGAGAAGGGUAGUUCACGCUUUCAAGGUUGGGUUAGCAAUAUCCUUGGUGUCUUUGUUGUACUAUUUCAAAGCUUUGUAUGAUGGAUUUGGAACCUCUACGAUGUGGGCUAUUGUUACUGUCAUUGUCGUCGAUGAGUUUUCAGUUGGAGGGACACUAGGGCGAGGUUUAAAUAGAGUGAUGGCAACUCUUUUAGCUGGGGGUCUAGGGUUUGGGGCUCAUUAUUUGGCAAGCUUGGGUGGAGACACUGGCCGUCCAAUAAUACUUGCCUUCUUUGUGUUCUUAUUAGCUUCAAUAUCAACAUUCACAAGAUUCUUCCCAAAGAUAAAGGCAAGAUAUGACUAUGGGAUGCUGAUAUUCAUAUUGACAUUCUGUAUGGUAUCACUAUCAGGAUACAGAGAUGAUGAAAUUGCAAAGCUUGCAUUAAGUAGAAUUUUAACAAUUCUCAUUGGUUGCUGUUUCACACUCUUUGUUUGCAUUUUUGUGAGACCUGUUUGGGCUGGCACUGAUCUUCACUGUUUGGUUGCCAACAACAUUCAAUCCCUUGCCCUAUUCUUUCAAGGCUUCGGGGCUGAAUUUUUUAGGUUAUCACAAGAAGAAGUUUCCAAGGAUGACAUGCAAAAAUAUAGAACUAUUCUCAACUCAAAAUCGAAUGAAGAAUCAUUGACUAACCUUGCAAGAUGGGAGCCUCGGCAUGGGAAGUUUAGAUAUCGCCAUCCAUGGAAGCAAUAUUUGAAAAUUGGAAGCUUGAAUAGAGAGUGUGCCUAUCGCCUUGAACUUCUUAAUGGAUACCUCAAAACCAACCAAUUUCAAAUGCCAUCACAACAAAUCCAUGGUCCAUUUAAAGAGGAAUGUAUGAAGAUUUGCAGUGAAUCAAGUAGGGGAUUAAGAGAACUAGCAUUAGCACUAAGAAAAAUGGUUCUUCCACUAACAGCCAAAUCCCACAUAGAGAAAGCAAAGGUUGCAGCUGAAGAUCUCAAGUCUCAUUUGGAAGAAUGGAGAUUUGAAGAAGUAAAUAAUGCCAUGGAGAUUGUUCAAGUUGUUUCAUUGGCAUCACUUCUAUUUGACACAAUUUGUUGCAUUGAGAAGAUUGUGGAUUCAGUCCAAGAGUUGGCUUCAAUGGCAGGUUUCAAAGCUGUGGAAGUACAAUCUAGUGUGGCACCAGAACAACAAAUGGAUUUGCAAGAUCAAGAUCAAUAUUCAUUGCAGCCAUCCCAUGGAGCUGCUGUCCUUUUAGCUCAUCAUGCCAUUACCAUCGAUGAACAAAGUCCUUGUUAAUAUUUUGGAAACAUUUUCACAUUUAAAAUGGAUUUGGUAGUUAAAACAUAAAAGAGAGUAUAAAAUUUUAUAUACGUGUGGUUCCAUCUCUCAAAAUCAAUAAGUAAUGAGAGGAAUUAAUCUACGUAUGGAGUCUAGAUUGUUUGAGGUUUUUUCAUCUGCUGGAUGUGUGAGAUCCUCCUUAAUAUGUGUCUCUUAAGAGCACUUUUUCGGAUUUAUCAUUAUUAGGUCGUACUUCAAUUAUUUUUACCAAAGACUGAUCAUUUAAGCUUCAUUAGACGGUCUACAAUACACAAUCUUUUAUAUAUAAAGACUAAACAGAGAUCUAUUUUUCUUCCCA
Molecule: messenger RNA, 1775 nt
Organism: Cucumis melo (muskmelon)
Lineage: Eukaryota; Viridiplantae; Streptophyta; Magnoliopsida; Cucurbitales; Cucurbitaceae
Product: aluminum-activated malate transporter 2-like
Exons: 6
Coding region: 20-1435 (471 amino acids)
Biological process (GO): malate transport
Cellular component (GO): plant-type vacuole membrane
Source: RefSeq, a predicted model, not a curated record